This is a messenger RNA of Styela clava, 4850 nucleotides long. Its product is annotated as symplekin-like. Gene Ontology annotation, cellular component: mRNA cleavage and polyadenylation specificity factor complex. The record is from RefSeq and is a predicted model, not a curated record. NCBI's taxonomy places the organism in Eukaryota, Metazoa, Chordata, Ascidiacea, Stolidobranchia, Styelidae.
GUUACCUAACAUCCAUAUAUUUAACCUAAUAUUUAUUUAUUCCGAUCACCAAUAUGGGGAAACCCAAAAAAACUGGUACAAAAUCGCAAAGGUCAUCGAAUUCCAAAGACCAAGAUGAUGAGUCAGCAUCUUCUCAUCAGUCAACAUCAGAAAGAGUAAUUGAUCUGUUAAAUCAGGCUUCUAUGGCCUUAACGGACCCUGACAAAGUUAACAAACUCAAACAAGUUCAGGAAUUAAUUGUGAAUAAAGAACCAGCAUUACUGGAUAGUUUUACUGAUGAAGUUCUAGCAUUCCAAGCUGAUAGGUCGCAUGACGUUAGAAAAUUUGUUGUCGGAUUCAUGGAAGAGGCUUGCAAAAAAGAUAAUGAACUUCUCAUGAAAGUAAUGGCGAAUUUAAAUUUAUUACUCGCUGAUACCAAUGCGAAUGUCACCAAAAAACUCAUUCAGUCUAUGACACAGUUAUUUAGAAUUGUGAUCUAUUGGUUAACAAAGGGUAGUUUCAUCUCUGACAGUCAUAAAGCUUGUUGGAAAGUGACAUGCAAUAUUCGAGAUCAUAUUUACGAAUUACUGGAUUCUGUCAAUGACGGAGUCCGAACCCAAACUGUUAAAUUCGUUGAAAAAGUGAUCUUGAUUUUGUCAGAGAUACAGCGAGGAUCAGAGGUACCUAAGAAAACAGAACCUGCGUCUUCUAUUGAUGAGAUUCCAUUAAAUCAUGCAUUACUAAAACGGGAUGAACUAAAAGCAGACGGAGAAAUAGCUCUUCAGAAAUUGUUGGGUUUUAUUGCUAAUCCUGCUAUAUCGAGCGUUAAUCUUAUGGCAGCCAUGGGAACCUUAUCAGCCAUCGCAAAGCAAAGACCACAAUUUAUGGGGACGGUAGUACAAGCAUUUGAAGCAUUACAUGCAAAUUUACCACCAACACUGGCAAAAACUCAAGUCGCGAGCGUGAGAAAACAUUUGAAAAUGCAACUAAUGAACAUGUUACGGCUUUUUUCAUCAACACAAUAUCAUCCACAAAUUACCAAUCUACUUUAUGACUUGGGUACGACAUCAUCUGAGAUAGCAAAAAAUAUGCCGAAAUUGUCACAACGCCAAAGUGCCGGUAGCUCGCGAAAACGUAGCCCGGAUGAAGAUAAAGGAGAGGGGAGUGGAAAUAAAAAAAUGAAAAGAGAGGUGAACGAAUAUGAUGAUGAUGUUGAAAUAGGACCUUCUACGAGCUCAGCACCUGCCCCUGUCCCAUCAGAACCUGUGGUCAAUCAACACAGUGUUGCUAUUGAUAUUACAGCUAAACAGUUAGUCCCUUUAUUAUCACCAGAAAAUGUCGCUAAUUUAGUAUUAUUGAGCAUGGUUAUGUUGCCUGAUAAAAUGCCAGACGCGUUUCAAGCUUCAUACACCCCUAUUGAAUCCGCGGGCACAGAGGAUCAGAUCAGUCAUUUAGCGAGAUUACUUUCUAUACAAAUGACAGCUAUGGGUGUCGGAUCUGGAGUGCAAAAGGCUGCUGAAAUGGCGGCGGAAGAAGACGCAAAAAAGAGAGAAAAGAAGUUAGAAGAAGAAGGAAAACAGAAAUUACAAAUUCAAACUGUUAUAGGAGGAACAACAAAACCAACACCAGUUCAAGAAGACACUGCUCAAGAUAAAUCGAAGAAAAAUAUUGAAGCAAUGAUAUCAUCUCAGACAGUCGUACCGAACCGUGGUUUGCCUCGUAGAAUCCAGGGUUUUCGAUUAGAAAGUAUUACUACCCCUCUCGAUUUAGACACAAAAGAUAAAAUCAUCAAAAAUGCAGUUUUGAGAGUCUUGAGAUCGGAACAAGCUGCUAACGCUGCCGGAGUUCAUGCCCAAUGGUCCAAAAUUUUAACCAGUCUUGUCGCCCAGUUUGGUGGAGAUCUUCAUAGAGCUUUAGCAAUGUUUAUUUUAGAAGAUAUUAGGAAUCGUUCUUCCCUUGCAUUUGCAUGGUUGUAUGAGGAGUUCAAUAUUUAUUUAGAAAAUAGUCGUGGCUCGAAUGACAAAUCUGCGCAAGAAAAUUACGAUGCUUGUCUGACGGGACUUUUACAAGGAUUCAGAGAAAAACCAGAAACACGAGACAGUCUUUUUAAUAAAUUGGUAAUGCAGGCGCCUUUGUUAACUGAUGGGGCGAUAAAACAAGUCCGUUUGUAUUGCGAAGAUGAAAAAAGAUCACAAUCGGGAAUUAAACUUGUUAAGGACUUAUUGCAUUACAGAAUAACGAGAAAAAUGCAGUUUCUUCGUUUAUUACUUGAUCUUUGCGUCAGUAAAAAUGAAAGUACCCAAACCGAAGCUGUUGAAUGUAUAAAAUCAAUUUUCCUACAAAUUGAAUUACAGGAUUUCAUCCGAACAUAUGCUGUCACUCAUCUUGAAUAUUUAUCAAACUCCGCACCACCUUUGACCCUAGUCCCAGAGGGAACACCGGUAGAUGCUAAAUCAACAUGGACGGAAACCCAAAUGAAACAAUGCAUGACAUUAUUUCUCGCUUUGCUACCGUUGGAUCAUAAUUUAAUUGAAACACUUGCCGAAGUUUAUGUAAAAACAAGCGCAGAUGUGAAACGAGUUGUCUUACGAAUCCUUGAUAAACCUGUGAGCCAAAUGGGAAUGGAAUCGCCACAAUUAUUGCGCCUUGUUGAAGGAUGUCCAAAAGGUGCAGAGACUCUUGUUACUAGAAUGUUGCAUAUACUUACAGACAAGACCCACCCAACUGUAGAACUGGUGCAGCGUGUCACAGACUUGUAUGCAAAACGCGUCCCUGAUGUACGUUUCCUUAUACCAGUCUUGAACGGUCUCGAAAAGAAUGAAGUUUUGAAAGCUCUUCCGAAACUUGUUCGAUUGAAUCCUCCCGUGGUGAAAGGAGUAUUUAAUCGGUUGCUUGGAGUCAAUAGAGGACAACAAUCCGAACCAUCUGUGAGUUCUCUGUCACCUGUGGAGUUACUGAUCGCCCUUCAUAAUAUGGAUUCAAAUACUGCUGAUGUGAAAAGUGUAAUAAAAGCUACAAGUUUAUGUUUUGCUGAAAAAGCAGUUUACACAUCGGAAGUUUUGGUUACUGUUAUCAACCACUUGGUAGAGCAAGCAGAAAUUCCGACUCUGUUAAUGAGAACGGUAAUUCAGUCCUUGAUCACUUAUCCACGUUUAUCAGGUUUUGUUAUGAAUGUUCUUCAAAGAUUAAUUUUAAAAAAGGUUUGGGAACAAGAAAAAGUAUGGGAUGGAUUCAUAAGAUGUUGUCAGCGUAUGAAACCCCAGUCGUUUCAAGUGUUACUACAGCUUCCUUCCGUGCAAUUAUCUUCUGUUUUCGAUUCCGCGCCGGAAUUACGGGAACCUAUGUUGCAAUACGUAGAACGCUUUACUCCGCAACAAAAACUUCACGUCAAUAAAGACGUGCUGGCGUUGUUAGAACGGAAACCAACUCGAAUUGAACUGGAAAAAGCUGUAACUUUGACUAUUCAACAACAAACUGCGGAACUUGCUCUCACCGUUGCUGAACAGCAAGCCAGAGAAGAACAACAAAAGAUGGCCGAAGAAUAUGAUAGAAUCCAGAAAGAAAAAGAACAGAGUGAAGCUAAAACAAAACUAAUCGAUGAACAGGUAAAAAAGGCGGCAAAAAUGCUUCAAGAACAAGAGGAAAGAACGAAAGCACUCGAGCUGUUCCAAAAACGUGGAUUCACCAACGUUAAAAUGGAAACGAACGAAGAAAAUGUUGCUCGAGGAGGAUUUCCCACUGCAGCUCCGGGUCCGUCUCAAGUUGUUGCACCAGGGAUUAGCUCGACACCAAUGUCCAGUGAACAACAACAACCACAGCAAAUGAAAUUGACAAUGUCUACUGAUGCAGAAGUUCCACAGGGGAACAGAGAUCGGCAGCGUAGCGGUACUCCUACGUUAGACGAAGCACCAGAGCCAACCAUUACUUGAACUCAAUUUUAUAUUUACUAUAAUUAGCUUUAUUUUUGCUCUUUAUGCUCAACCGCCAGAUUUUGACUCGCCAGAUAUGAAAUUUGUAAACAUUACAGACACGUCAGACUCGCUUGUUUUAGGGGUAUUCAUGAUAGAAUUAUUUAGGUGAUAUCAUGGUCACUAGGUUUUCGUGGAUUAAUAUUGUAUUUUGACAUUAAAGAAUUCUGUUUUUGUCAAAUGCCAUCUGUAUGUUCCAGAACAUUGUAUUCCAUUUUAUUUUCGAACCCAACACUAUGGGUGGCGAUUUAGGAAAGAAAAGUGUGCUUCUUUUCUGGAAUAUUUACAAUUAAAUUUAACAGUGUUUAAUUUAUAACAAUUGAGAAUGUCUGCUAUUGAAUAUCAGCAAAACAUUUCAUUUUUUCAAUUCUUUGUUUAACAUUUUUAAUCGUGUGAUUCAGCUAUCCAUGUUCAUGGCUUAUUUGUGUCUGUACCAUGCUCUGCAUAAUCUGUUUUAAUUAAUCUUUCCUGCGUCUACAAAUGGUUCAAGAAAUUAUUUCAGUGACAAAUUUCAAUUCAAAUCACAUUGAAUGAAUGACAUUUUCAACCAUGAUUCCAAUUCUUACAAUGUCCAUAUUUGAGAAUACUUGAAACUUUUUCAAUUUACGAAUGUUUAAAAUUUAAAUCUUAAUUGAAUAUUUAUUCUAAAAAAACUACAGUAUGUUUUGUUAGUGAAAUUAUUACUGUAUGCUUCAUAAAGUUAAAUUUCAACGAUGUGAUUUUGCUGCAUAAUAUAUCCAUUUAGAAUAUCAAUAUGGCAUACCAGUAAUUCUGAAGUGUUAAACUUUAUAGAUAAGAAUUUACAGAUGCUUUACUUCACAUACCCUUGUGUUUCAUUUAACCAAAAGAUUCCUUAAUCUGACUUGUCAAUUUUCUAAUGUUCCCUUUUCCCUUUUUUUUCAG